AGUUGAGCUUGAGCAGUGUUUUUCUGCUAAUGUGAAUUGUUUGGUUAGGUGUUGGCGCACUCACUUAAUGUUAUCUUUUAAGUGUUUUAUGAGCUCAUAUUUCAACUGAACUGUAACUAUUUCCAAAAUACAGUUAGUCACGAUACUUUUGAAUAUUCAUUCGUCAUGGACAGCUUAGUUGCUAAGUACUGUAAGUGAAACCUGAAUUACUGUAGGUGGUCCUAGGUUCAAGGCCUCGAUCCAAGGAUAACCUCUUUCCUCACAAUUAAUUAGUCGAUCUUUGAUUUUCGAAGGAACUUGUGUUCGUUUACUGACAUGGGAUUACUAUCAGAAGGAAGCCCAUUGUCGUGGGAAAAAACUAAAGAGCUAGCAGAGCACGUGAGGAAACAUGGAAUAACGCAGUUUAUCAACCUUUACCACCGGCUGAAAGAUCGUCAAGGUGAUAUUUUAAAAUGGGGUGAUGAGGUGGAAUACAUCAUCGUCAAGUUUGACCAUGACAAGAGGACCGCAAGGGCUAGCCUCAGAGCUAAGGACAUUCUCAACACUCUCAACGAGAGAGAAGCAGCCAAUCCUGACACUGUAAAGGCCCUGUGGAGGCCAGAGUAUGGGUCGUACAUGGUAGAAGGCACUCCUGGCAAGCCCUACGGAGGCCUCAUAUCUCACUUCAACAUCGUAGAGGCAAACAUGAAGUUCCGUAGAGAAGAGGUGGAACAGCUGUUGGAGCCUGGAGAGACCAUCAUGUCGCUUACGAGCUUUCCUAGACUAGGUUGUAAGGACUUUACGUUUCCCCUCUCCACUCCAGACCCACAGUCCGGAGCCUCCCGUUCCCUGUUUAUCCCGGAUGAGGUGAUCUACACAGGACACCCAAGGUUCCGGACACUAACCAGGAACAUCCGAUGCAGGAGAGGGGAGAAAGUUGCUAUCAACCUGCCUGUUUUUAAGGAUAAAAACACACCGUCACCGUACAUAGAGGACCUGAAGGCUUUAGGAGACAGGGGCGAGUCACAGUCAGCUGCUUUGCCAGACCAUGUCUACAUGGACGCCAUGGCGUUUGGCAUGGGCUGCUGCUGUCUACAGCUCACAUUCCAGGCUUGUAACAUAAAAGAGGCAAGAAUUUUGUACGACCAGUUGACCCCUCUAUGCCCAAUUUUGCUUGCUCUCACCGCAGCGUCGCCUGUUCACCGAGGAAUGUUGACAAACGUUGAUUGUCGCUGGGCCGUUAUCUCUGGCUCUGUGGACUGUCGGACGCGCGAGGAACGCGGCCUUGAGCCUCUCAAACACAACAAGUUUGUCAUACCCAAGUCUCGAUAUGACUCCAUCGACUCAUAUCUCUCUGAGCAGGGUGAAAAAUACAACGAUGUGCCUCUUAUCUACGACCCAGCCAUCUAUCAGCAACUGAGGGAUGCUGACAUUGACCAUCUGUUGGCUCAGCAUGUCGCUCAUCUGUUUAUAAGAGACACUGUCAGUCUGUUCAGUGAGAAGGUGAACCAAAACGAUGAUGUUGAUACCGAUCACUUUGAGAACAUACAGUCGACCAACUGGCAGACGAUGAGGUUCAAGCCGCCACCGCCCAACUCCACUAUUGGAUGGCGUGUGGAGUUCCGUCCGUGCGAAGUGCAGCUGACGGACUUUGAAAACGCAGCCAUUGUGUGCUUUGUGGUUCUCCUCACCAGGGUCAUCCUCUCGUACCAGCUCAACUUCAUCAUACCCAUCAGCAAGGUUGAUGAGAACAUGUCCAGGGCCCAGAAGAACAAUGCACUGAACGAGGAAGUGUUCCACUUCCGCAAGGAUAUCACUACGCAGGAGACACCCCCUCAGCCCAAGGCUCAGUGUCAGAGUGCCAAAUGUGGUUCCAACUGUGCGCCUGUCUACACGGCCAUGUCCAUCGACCAGAUCGUCAAUGGCAAGAAAGGCGAGUUCCCGGGCUUGAUCCCGCUGAUUGAGAGUUACCUGAGUGGCAUGGACGUAGACGCUGACACCCACUGUACGAUACAGCAGUACCUGAAGCUGAUACAACGACGUGCAUCUGGGGAGCUGCUUACGACGGCCGCGUGGAUCCGCAACUUUGUCACCACACAUCCAGACUACAAACAAGACUCUGUGGUAUCGGAGAGUAUAAACUACGACUUGUUGAGAAAAGCAGCCGACAUUCAGUCUGGCAAGACACCCUGUCCAGAGCUUCUGGGUCACUCUGUGGUGAGCAAGACGCAGGAGUCCAUACCAUCGGCCGUGGAGAAAAUCUACCCGUGUUUAUAGUUAAGUUGAAGCUGUAAGCAGUAUUGCUGCCUUCUGUAUUCCAUGUAUGCGAGUGGUAAAUGUAUUCCACAUGUAUUAUAAUCACAUUACCAGUUAUAGCAUUUUAAAUCAUGUUUUGUUUGUUGUUUCCAUGUUUGUCAAUAUUUAUUUCAGAUAAAUUAAAGUUAUCACUUUUUUUGUUGGAACACCACUUACAUUGUAAAUUGUAUUAAGUUUAAAUUUUAUAAGAAAUAUUUAUUUUAUUUUACACUUGUUGAAAUUUACUGUACUUAUAUAAAAGAAGCUUUAGUAGGAUUAAGAAUUUAUUUUUUAAAUGUUAGAGUUGUUAAAACAACAUGAAUAAGGAAGUCUGUAAUGAAACCCAUCAAUUAUUUUAUACUACGAUUUCAAAACUAUAUCAAAGAAUUUGUGAAAGUAAACAUAAUUUUACAUCAGGUUUUGAAUAAUAACUGUCUUAAAACAAUAUUGUUUCUUUUAUUCUAACAAUCAAUAACUUUUUUUAUCAGUUAUCUCAGGUAGUCGUUGCUGACAUUCCAAGUAAUCAACUUUGGUUUUUGUAUCAGAAUGAACAAAGAUGAUUUUUUUGUAAUAUUGUUCACACACAUGUAUACCGUUGAUUAUAUUUCUUUUAAUUUUUUACCAAUCAUUUAGACCAAUGGUGCUAGUAGUGUAUAGUCGUUGUUAUGUAUUUAAUACAUUUUUAUAAUCUGAUUGAGAAUAUAAGAAUGUUUUAGCUGAA
Messenger RNA from Macrosteles quadrilineatus (aster leafhopper), 2995 nucleotides. RefSeq names its product glutamate--cysteine ligase (gene Gclc). Gene Ontology annotation, biological process: glutathione biosynthetic process. Gene Ontology annotation, molecular function: glutamate-cysteine ligase activity. The transcript is spliced from 13 exons. The record is from RefSeq and is a predicted model, not a curated record. Gene Ontology annotation, cellular component: glutamate-cysteine ligase complex. Lineage: Eukaryota; Metazoa; Arthropoda; Insecta; Hemiptera; Cicadellidae. Bases 316 to 2256 code for a protein of 646 amino acids.